This is a messenger RNA of Dermatophagoides pteronyssinus (European house dust mite), 1862 nucleotides long. RefSeq lists its product as uncharacterized. Gene Ontology annotation, biological process: maturation of LSU-rRNA; maturation of 5.8S rRNA. The record is from RefSeq and is a predicted model, not a curated record. Gene Ontology annotation, molecular function: endonuclease activity. NCBI's taxonomy places the organism in Eukaryota, Metazoa, Arthropoda, Arachnida, Sarcoptiformes, Pyroglyphidae. Gene Ontology annotation, cellular component: preribosome, large subunit precursor; Las1 complex.
UAUGAAUAAACUUUGCUUGUUUGAUCACGUGAUUCUCAUGCAUGUGAUUUUUUUUUUGUGAUUCUUUUAUAAAAAUUUUCAAGAUUCCGUUUUUUGUCAUUUACCAUGAAUGAUUCUGUAGUAAUUUUAGACGAUGAAAAUCCUUCGACAUCAUCACCAUCCGGUAACCAAAGUUUUCAUGUUCAAAAAAUUCGUAAACGAAAACAUGACGACGAUAGCGGUGGACAAAAAUUGAAUAAUAAAAAAUCAAUAAAACGAUUCAAUUAUCAAUUUACACCAUGGUCACAAAUCGAUGAACUUAUAUCGGCACGUUUUUUCAUUUAUGAUUCAAUCUACCUUAGCAAUACUAACAAUGAUAAUUCAUUUGAAAUUGAAUUCAAUCAAGAAAAUCAAAUUUAUAGCCGUAAAUUUAAUCUAGAUUCAAAAGAACCACAUGUAAUUUUUGAACAUUUACAAUUAGCACGUGAUUGUAUUUGUGAUUGGGAACAACGAUGUACAAAUUUACCAAACAGAUCGGUAAAUUUUAUUAUGCAACAUUUAAAAUCCAUUGAAUCAAUGGUAAAUAUUUUGCUGGAAGAAUUUCAAUUGGAAAUUGUUCAGAAUAAUAUUGCUGGACAUUCAAAUUCUUCUAUACUUUAUAAUCUUUAUUCGAUUGGUGUUAUAAAUUUUUGUAGUGUUUUAGCAACUUAUUCGGAUGAAAUUAAUAGUAUACGUUGUUUGGCUAAAAAUCUUAAAUGUCCAUUAUGGAUUGUACAAUGUCGUCAUGAUUUGGCACAUCCAUGUUCGAAUCCACCGUCAAUGAAAACACUGAAAAAUGCCAUAACAUUUGGCCUUCGAUGGAUGGAUAAUUAUUUUUGGUCUUCAAACAUUCACAAUGAAAUGCAAUUUCGAUCGAUUGGUCCAUUUCCAGUGUCGGAUUAUAAUCGACCACAAUAUCUUCAAUAUCAAAAUAUGGAAAGAGAAAAAAUUUAUAAUGAUUGUUGGAAUAUUGUUCUUUCACCACAAUGUACAACAAAACGUUCAAAAAAUCUAUUGAAACCAAUCGAAUGUUAUAUGAAUCAUAAUCCAAAUUCAUUUAUCAAUAUUGUUGUACAGAUUUUAAUUUCGGAUGUAUCGAAAAUUUCCGAACAAAUACGUGAUACAAAUUCAUUUCGACCAUUAUUACUUAGACGUUGUAGUCGUUUAUUUCAUAUAAUAUUUUCAAAUGAACCUGAACAUAUGCUACUACUUUUAUUGAAUUUAAUCAUUGAUUCAAUAUCAGAUUAUCAACAAUUAGAACAUCGAAAUCAAUCAUCAUCAUCGUGUGUCCAAAUUGGCUGUUUAUGGCUUGAACAGAUUUUCAAGAUGAUCGUAUUGCCUGCAGAACAGAAACAAACUUCAUUUGAAAAAAGUUUUCUCGCAUUACCUGAUACGAAAAUUCUAUUGUAUGAAAAUCAAUUUUCAUGGUAUCGUUUAUUUUAUAAAUUAAUAAAAUUAUCACCAAAUCAAAUUUUAAUGAGAAUUGUAAAAAUUUUCUAUGAAAAAUUAUUCAAUUAUGAACAUGAUGAAUAUAUAAUAUCAUGGCAAAAAUAUCAACAAAUUUUAAAAUUAAUGAAAAUAACGAUUGGUAAUGACGAAAUCAAAAAUCAAAAGUCACAAUCUCAAAAUAAUGAUGAUAAUAUUUUUACUGUUGAUCAAUUGAAAAGACAAAUUGUUUCGAAAAAUCAUUCAAUUUUGCCAUCAACCGAAACAAAUCCCGAUUGGAAUCGAGUAUUUAUUGGGGCUUGUUUGAAUUUUUAAAACAGACAUGCGCUAUUCGAAUAUCUUGGAUAAGAUUCGAAUAGAAUGGAUCGAUCCUGGAUGACUCAUCACUGAUAUUCAAU